Drosophila arizonae is the source of this 1288-nucleotide messenger RNA. It is a transcript of the gene Fkbp39, whose product is annotated as FK506-binding protein 39kD. The record is from RefSeq and is a predicted model, not a curated record. Gene Ontology annotation, molecular function: peptidyl-prolyl cis-trans isomerase activity. Lineage: Eukaryota; Metazoa; Arthropoda; Insecta; Diptera; Drosophilidae. Gene Ontology annotation, cellular component: chromatin; nucleolus.
CAGACGUUUAUUUGAGAACGGUUUCUUCUGUCGUGCACGUUUUUUUUAUAUCUCUCUAUUGCGCUAAAUAAAAUACAAUCUACAAAAUGUCGAUGUUCUGGGGAUUAAGUAUGAAACCCAACCGGAAAUACACACAAACCAUUGUGAAAUCGUUCCAUAUUUCGGGCGUAGCACUUGAUGAGGGCGACUCCGCUAAGGUUUACAUUACCGCAGAUAAAACCAAGUUCAUUGUUGCAACUUUAUCUAAAAGCUUGCCCCAAAUGACACUCGAUUUGAACUUCUGCAAGGGCGAUAAGAUUAUGUUUCAAACAACUGGAAAUGCUGUGGUUUCAUUGAUUGGCUACUUGCAUGAUACUGAUGAAUCUGAUGAUGAGUUCGAAGACGAAGAGGAAUAUGAGAAAGUUGUGAACGCUUUGAAGAAGGGUCAAAAGGCUAAAGGAGGUACCGACGCCAUUCAAUCUGAUGAAGAUGGUGGAGAGGAGGAUGAAGACGAGGACGAUGAUGAUGAUAUGGAUGAUAGCAAGCUCGCUGCUGAGUAUUCAUCAUUGCUCGAGGAUGAAUCUGGUGAUGAAGACGACGAAGAGGAUGACUCUGACGAGGACGAGGACGAGGAUGACUCUGAUGAAGAGGAUGAGGAGGAAAAUAACGCAGCUCCCAAGGCAAAAAAAGCCAAAAUAAAUGAGACUGCCAAAAAGCCAGCUAAGGAUCAGAAUGGAGUGACCAAAAAACAGGAGAAGCAACAGCAGCAGCAAAAAUCGAAGAAGGAAAACAAAGUGGUAGCUGGAUCUGAGUCGAAGAAAGAGCAGGUCAAGGCAAAGGAGGGUAAACAAAAUAUCGCUGCUUCUACUGUACCUGGUGGGGAGCGCACCAUAGCGGGUGGUGUUAAGGUCCAGGAUAUACAGGCAGGCAACGGGCCAGAGGCCAAGCAGGGUAAACGCGUGUCCGUUUACUAUGUUGGACGCCUUAAAUCCAAUAACAAAACAUUCGACAGCAUGCAGAAAGGAAAUGGAUUUAAGUUCGCCUUAGGCGCUGGAGAAGUUAUUAAAGGCUGGGAUGUAGGCGUUAGUGGUAUGAAGGUGGGCGGUAAACGUCGCAUUACUUGCCCAGCUCACAUGGCAUAUGGUGCACGCGGCCAUCCGCCCACUAUUCCGCCAAACUCGACGCUCGUCUUCGAUGUGGAGCUGAAGGCUGUACACUAAGGAAGCUUAAAGAAGAAAUUAGGCAUCUAAAUAUAGAAUUAAAUAUUACUAUGGAUUAUCAAUAUCAGCAGAUCGUUCGGUUAAGAAUG